Molecule: messenger RNA, 1879 nt
Organism: Syngnathus typhle (broad-nosed pipefish)
Lineage: Eukaryota; Metazoa; Chordata; Actinopteri; Syngnathiformes; Syngnathidae
Gene: hoga1
Product: 4-hydroxy-2-oxoglutarate aldolase 1
Exons: 9
Coding region: 374-1351 (325 amino acids)
Biological process (GO): N-acetylneuraminate catabolic process
Molecular function (GO): 4-hydroxy-tetrahydrodipicolinate synthase activity; N-acetylneuraminate lyase activity
Source: RefSeq, a predicted model, not a curated record
UGUUUCACGGUGUUUCCUUAUCAAAUGGUCUUCUGGCUCGUCUGCUUCAUCGUCUUCUCCUGACUUUUGUCUCUUCCUGUGGCCUGAGGGAGGAGGAGGACACACGCAAAAGCAGCAGCAGAAGAAGAAGUCAUGCCAGAGGCACAUCAACGCUGGACGAAGAAAGACUCCAGGUCAAUAAGGUGGAAAGGAAGAAAAACAGUGAACAAGUUCGGUCAACAUUUGAGCCACCCAACGGGUCGAAAAGCACCAAGGGUCCGUCGUCAAUAUUUAACCAGGAGGCUCACACAUUAACUGAGCAAAAGAACCACAGUCCAAAUACACCAGCGAAAAGAAGCACAAGAGCAACUGCAGCGGCGGCGGCGGCGGCGGCAUGUUGAUUUCCGGGGCCCCGAUCAUGUCGUUCCGCCGGCUGUGGACAACAAGUGCACGCCUCAGCCUGAGUUCGGCCGCCGGCGUCCGGCUCGACCUGAGCGGCGUGUACCCUCCCAUCGCGACCCCCUUCACCGCGCAGGAGGACGUCGACUACGACAAAUUGGAGCACAACCUGCGCAAGUACGCCAGCAUUCCAUUUAAAGGUCUGGUGGUGCAGGGCUCCAACGGCGAGUAUCCUUACCUGACGGAGGAGGAGCGCGAGGAGGUGGUGAAGAGGGUUCGACGCUCCAUGCCCGCCAACAAGCUGCUCAUCGCUGGCUCUGGCUGUGAAUCCACGAGAGCCACGCUGGAGCUAACGGCCAAGAUGUCGGACGCCGGUGCCGACGCCGUCCUGGUGGUCACGCCGUGCUUCUACAAAGGCAAGAUGGACGCUCGCGCCCUGAUCCAGCACUUCACCAAGGUUGCGGAUGGCAGUGCGGUCCCGGUGAUCCUGUACAGCGUCCCGGCCAACACGGGCCUGGAGCUGCCGAUGGACGCCAUCGUGCAUCUGUCCCAACACCCCAACAUUGUGGGACUCAAGGACAGCGGCGGAGAUAUCACCCGGAUGGGCCUAAUAGUGCACAAAAGCAAAGAUCAGGAUUUCCAGGUCCUGGCGGGCUCGGCCGGCUUCCUUAUGGCCGCCUACUGUGUCGGUGCGGUGGGCGGAGUGUGCGCGCUGGCUAACGUUCUGGGCCAGCCGCUUUGUGACUUGGAGCGUUUGUGCUCGUCAGGCCGCUGGGAAGAAGCCCGAGAGCUGCAGGCGCGACUUAUUGAACCCAACGCCGCUGUAACCAGGAAGCUGGGCGUGCCCGCCCUCAAGCAGGCCAUGGAGUGGUUCGGCUUGCGCGGCGGCGUCUGCCGCUCGCCUCUCGGCCCUCUGCGGCAGGAAGAGACAGAACGACUCCGACGGGACUUCUCCUCCAACGGGUGGCUCUGAACGUGACCAAUCAAUCAUCCGCUACUCCCAAGAAGCGGGGAAGCGUUGGCUUCAAUGGGAAACUUGGGCAAGUCCUUUUCAAAAAGAGAGACAGAGGUCACGUCCUUGGAAAUAAGGAGGGGAAAAGCCAUCCUGCCUGUUCAGCUCCUUGUUGGAGAAGGUCCGUUGAAGUUCGGCUUCCAGUGCUUUCUCGAUUUAUUCCCAAAUUCGAUUGCAAACUUUUUGAUUUUCAAAUUCAUUUCAAUUUCAGAUAUUUCAUUUUCGACACACAUUGAACUAUUUCAUUCAGAUUUUUAAAAGCCUUUUAUGAAUGGUGGUUCUCUACCAUUUUUGAAUGAUAAACCUGACAAAGUGAAGAAAUGAUCAAAAUGGUCAAGGGAACGGCGUGACUCCCCGCAGCCAAUCGGUGACCAACAAUGCUUGAAGACAUUUGUUACAAAAGAGGGAAAAAAAAGCAAUUUGUCAACAUUUGCAUUUCUAAUGUCAUGUUCGACUUUAGACAAUAACAUUUAAAUGCAACUGAAAUAA